AUGACGACAAGAAUAAUGCGCUCGAUGACGACGACGACGACGUCCUCGUCCUCGUCGCGAAGAGUAACUAAAAUCUCCUCACCGUCAUCGUCUUCCUUUUCUCGCAGAAGAGCGUUGCUUUUUGGGAGUUCGGCGGCGUUUCUGCGCGCAUCUUUGCGCGCUGACGCUUUGGAUAACGACGACGACGAUUCAGACGAGAAUGAGAAAGAAAAACGAGCUUUACAAAUCAUCCUCGCCAGCACAGACGACGCCUUAGAUUUGAGCCUACCUCGAAACACGAAAGGGUGCGACUUAUACGAGCGGUCAAAACAAGUGGACGACGCCGUGGAGACUUUAGUCAAGUUGAAACGAAACGGGAAGAAAAUGAGUUUGUCAAACGGCAAAGCGGAUGGUGUGUGGGAGGUGUUUUACGCGCCGCACAUCGAACGAUUGAGCAGACCUAUAGGAGUGAAAGCGAAACCGCUGAGAUACACGAUAGAGAAGAAUAGAAUCGUGAGCGAUGUUUCGCUGACGACGAACAAACCGUUCGAGACGCAAAGUUGGUGGUGCGCGAGCGGGAGUUUGAAGGAGUCCGCCAGCGAGAAGGAGGAGGUGUCGUUAAAGUUUACGGACUUUUGGGUGUCGUUAGGGGCAGAGUUACCGACGACGUCUCCAAACGAGACGGUAGAAGCGGACGCUUUUGAUAAGAUGGUUCAGAAAUUGGGAACGGUUGGAUUCAUCGAACAGUUGGGUGCGUUUCCGGUGUUGUAUUAUAGCGACGACGUGUGCGUCUUUAGAUUUCCGCCUUUGCAAUCGAACAUCGCGGCGAGAAGGGUAGCCAAACUCUCGGAUUGGGAGGAAGAGGAACUGGAAGAGGACAAUAGCUUAGAUACACACCGGAGUUUUCUAAAUGCUAGUUAG
Molecule: messenger RNA, 900 nt
Organism: Bathycoccus prasinos
Lineage: Eukaryota; Viridiplantae; Chlorophyta; Mamiellophyceae; Mamiellales; Bathycoccaceae
Exons: 1
Coding region: 1-900 (299 amino acids)
Source: RefSeq, a predicted model, not a curated record